Molecule: messenger RNA, 2187 nt
Organism: Pipistrellus nathusii (Nathusius's pipistrelle)
Lineage: Eukaryota; Metazoa; Chordata; Mammalia; Chiroptera; Vespertilionidae
Source: the annotation of a GenBank genome assembly
AUGUCUGACUCGGGGGAGAUGAGUGAAUUUGGCUACAUCAUGGACCUGCUGGCCAGGGGCAAGGUUACCAUUAAGAAUAUCGAGAGAGAGCUCAUUUGCCCAGCGUGCAAGGAGCUGUUCACCCACCCGUUGAUUCUCCCUUGUCAACAUAAUAUUUGUCAUAAGUGUGUGAAAGAACUCUUACUGACACUUGAUGACUCAUUUAACGACGUGGGAUCAGACAACUCCAAUCAGAGCAGUCCUCGGCUUUGGGUCACCUCCCCUAGCUUGGAUAAAAUUGACAGGAUUAACAGACCAGGCUGGAAGCGCAAUUCAUUGACCCCUAAGACAACUACUUUCCCUUGUCCUGGCUGUGAGCAUGAUGUGGAUCUUGGAGAGCGAGGAAUCAACGGUUUAUUUAGAAAUUUCACUUUGGAAACCAUUGUUGAAAGAUAUCGGCAGGCAGCCAGGGCAGCCACAGCCAUUAUGUGUGAUCUUUGUAAACCACCACCUCAAGAAUCCACAAAAAGUUGCAUGGACUGUAGUGCAAGCUACUGCAAUGAAUGCUUCAAAAUUUAUCAUCCUUGGGGUACUAUAAAAGCCCAGCAUGAGUAUGUGGGCCCAACCACUAAUUUUAGACCCAAGAUUUUAAUGUGCCCAGAACAUGAAACGGAGAGAAUAAACAUGUACUGCGAAUUAUGUAGGAGGCCAGUUUGUCAUCUCUGUAAGCUGGGUGGUAAUCACUCCAAUCACCGUGUAACCACUAUGAGCAGUGCCUACAAAACCUUAAAGGAAAAACUUUCAAAGGAUAUUGAUUAUCUUAUUGGCAAGGAAAGCCAGGUGAAGAGUCAAAUUUCUGAACUAAACUUGUUAAUGAAAGAAACAGAGUGUAAUGGAGAGAGGGCUAAAGAAGAUGCAAUUACACAUUUUGAAAAGCUCUUUGAAAUUCUAGAAGAGAGGAAAUCAUGUGUUUUGAAAGCAAUUGAUGCUUCAAAGAAACUCAGAUUAGACAAAUUUCAGACUCAAAUGGAAGAAUAUCAAGGGCUUCUAGAGAACAAUGGACUUGUGGGAUAUGCUCAAGAAGUGCUUAAGGAGACAGACCAGUCUUGCUUCGUACAGACAGCCAAACAACUCCACCUCAGAAUACAGAAAGCUACGGAAUCUCUGAAGAGCUUUAGACCUGCGGCCCAGACUUCUUUUGAAGACUAUGUUAUUAAUACGUCUAAACAAACAGAACUUCUUGGAGAAUUGUCCUUUUUCUCUAGCGGCAUAGAUGUGCCAGAGAUCAAUGAGGAACAGAGCAAAGUUUAUAACAAUGCUUUGAUAAAUUGGCACCAUCCAGAAAAGGAUACAGCUGAUAGCUAUGUCCUCGAAUAUCGGAAGAUUAAUAGAGAUGAGGAAAUGUUGUCUUGGAAUGAGAUAGAAGUUUGUGGCACAAGUAAAGUUAUUUCAGAACUUGAAAGUAACUGUAACUACGCUUUCAGAGUAAGAGCCUACAAGGGUUCAAUCUGCAGUCCUUGCAGCAGAGAAUUGGUUCUUCGUACUCCUCCCGCUCCAGUUUUCAAUUUCCUCUUUGAUGAAAAAUGUGGUUAUAAUAAUGAACACCUCUUGUUGAACUUGAAGAGAGACCGUGUAGAGAGCAGAGCUGGAUUUAACCUUCUGCUUGCUGCAGAACGCAUCCAAGUGGGGUACUACACAAGCUUAGACUACAUCAUCGGCGACGUUGGGAUUACCAAAGGGAAGCACUUCUGGGCCUUCCGGGUGGAGCCCUAUUCAUACCUGGUCAAAGCAGGAGUGGCUUCCAGUGAUAAACUGCAAGAAUGGCUUCGUUCUCCCCGGGAUGCAGGGAGUCCAAGAUAUGAGCAAGACAGUGGACAUGACAGCGGAAGUGAGGAUGCCUGUUUUGAUUCUUCACAACGCUUUACUUUAGUUACUAUAGGCAUGAAGAAGUUCUUUCUACCCAAGUCACCUACUUUUAAUGAAACUGAGAAUAGAGUUCUUCCCAUGCCAACAAGCAUAGGAGUUUUCCUCGACUAUGAUAAAGGCAGAGUGAGCUUCUAUGACAUGGAUCACAUGAAAUGCCUUUAUGAGCGCCAGGUGGACUGCUCGAGCACCAUGUAUCCAGCGUUUGCCCUAAUGGGCAGUGGAGGAAUUCAACUGGAAGAACCCAUCACCUCAAAAUAUCUAGAAUACCACGAGGACAUGUAG